AAGCACAAAAAAAGCAUUCCAAAUUCUUUUGUUUUCACAAAAGAUUCAGCUGUUCGGAGUACACCGCGGCGUAAUUAUUCGUUUUAUUUUGGUUCUAGCCGCGGUUUCAGCAUUCACUUCGCAAACGCAACGUUUGCGAACAAUUCGUUCGCAGCGCCUGUAACGUAGUGUCUUUCCUUUCCAUUUGCUUAUCAGUUUUGUGUGCAUCGUGUGGUGUUGUUUUUUUUUUCAUUUUUCUUGCGUCCUAACAUACUAUUACUCACAGUUGUGUCUGCUCAUUGUCACAAUAAGGUUGUUCUUGGUGUAGUAAAGUGAUAGGAAAUAGAGAUUAUUUGCUUUCGAGACUCCCAAUCCCCUAUGCUAACGAUUAAAAAGUAUGCGAGUGUGGGUCUAAUCACCAACAGUGCGUCGGUUUAGCGUUGGAGCUGUAGGGGUAGCAUGGUCAGUCUGCUACGAAACUUCACAUCGAACUCAGGUGGACGCUUCUUUGAUGAAUCAUCGAGAAUGGACGACAGCAGAACGAUGCUCGAUCCCAUUCUGGCCACGGAGGAUGACGACAGCUUUCGACCGCUGCGUACAGUCCCUGCAUUCAGCAUCCAUCUCCUGGUGUCCAGUUGUAUUUCUUUAACUGGAAUUGUUCUAGCGGCAACAUGGGAAGACAGUCGACGAUGCGAGGCGUACUUUAUAAUGCUUUAUUUACGUGCUGCGUUUUGGAUUGUCACUUACCUGUUCGAUCACAUCGUACGGGCUCAUCAUGAAAAGUUGCGGUUGAACGGUUACCAUGAUUUUCACCGUGCCACCGAACAACACAAAGGCAUACCGCUGCAGAUUGUAUCCCUGUGGAAUACGUUCCUGCUCGCGAUCCAAACGCUUAUUCAGCAUUACUACGGUGACGCAUUCGGUGAAAAAUGCAUUGCAGUCGGAUUGCUAUCGCCGAUCAUAUACAUUUCGGCCUUUUCAGGCCUGGAAACGAUUGUGCUAUGCAUCGUAAAUGGAAGCUACAUCGCUACUGUACGGCGCUUCAAUCGUACCGCUUCACCGCCAGAUGCGCUGCAGGAUAACCGAGGCUUCAGUGGUGGUUCACUGGGGCUUACCCAACGUGGCCUUAGCACGGCAGAGCUGCUAGAGAAACAGGCCGAUCUGAUCAAGUACUUGAAAGAUCAUAAUUUGAAGUUGAAUCAAAAGAUAAUGCAAAUGAAUGCACAGGUACGAACGGUCACGUAUCCUGGAUAAGUGGGAACGUGUAUCCCCCCACGGCUAGGCAGC
Anopheles funestus (African malaria mosquito) is the source of this 1266-nucleotide messenger RNA. Its product is annotated as transmembrane protein 192-like. The record is from RefSeq and is a predicted model, not a curated record. The coding region runs from base 439 to 1233 and encodes 264 amino acids. The transcript is spliced from 5 exons. Gene Ontology annotation, cellular component: late endosome; lysosomal membrane. NCBI's taxonomy places the organism in Eukaryota, Metazoa, Arthropoda, Insecta, Diptera, Culicidae.